AUGCCGACGGAGCCUGUGCCUGGUGUCCUCCGGAGCAGCCGGACACAGCGCUGCCGCUCUCCUCGCCCCCCGCGCUCUGGACCGGGAGGUGCCUGGCGGGGUGUCCUCCCCUGCAGCCACCAUGCUGGCCAUGGGGGCCUGGAGGCGUGGGUGCCGCAGCGGCUCAGCUUCAGCCUCUGGGACUACAGCGUCUUCGGGCUGAUGCUGCUCGUCUCCACCGGCAUCGGGCUCUUCCACGUGUUGGGGGUGCCGGCGGAGGCGUAUCGCUACGGAGCCAAAUUCCUCUGGAUGUGCGUGGGGCAGCUGCUCAACACCCUGCUCACCGCCCAGCUCUUCCUCCCCAUCUUCUACCGCCUGGGGCUCACCAGCACCUACGAGUCCCCGGAGCGCCGGUUCCGCAGGAGCGCGGGCACCGUGCAGUACGUGGUGGCCACGAUGCUGUACACGGGGAUCGUCAUCUACGCCCCUGCCCUCAUCCUCAACCAAGUGACUGGCCUGGACAUUUGGGCGUCCCUGCUCUCCACCGGCAUCAUCUGCACCUUCUACACCACCAUCGGCGGGAUGAAGGCUGUCAUCUGGACCGACGUCUUCCAGGUCCUCGUCAUGCUCUCCGGCUUCAUGGCCAUCAUCAUCCAGGGGGUGCUGCUGGUGGGUCCCGCCAGGGUGCGGGCCAUCCCCGCCAAUGGCUCCCGGCUGAACCUGGGCGACUUCAACCCAGACCCGCGGAGCCGGUACACAGUGUGGACCUUCCUGCUGGGUGGGACGCUGGUCUGGCUCUCCAUGUACGGUGUCAACCAGGCCCAGGUCCAGCGCUACGUGGCCUGCAGGACUGAGCGGGAGGCCCGGCUGGCGCUGCUGGUGAAUCAAGUGGGGCUCUUCUGCAUCGUCUCCAGCGCGGUGGCCUGUGGCCUUGUGAUGUUUGCACUCUACAAGGACUGCGAUCCCCUCCUCGCUGGGUACAUCUCGGCCCCAGACCAGUACAUGCCCUACCUGGUCCUGGACAUCUUUGAGACAUCCCCAGGGGUGCCAGGGCUGUUCCUGGCCUGCGCCUACAGCGGGACCCUCAGCACGGCCUCCACCAGCAUCAACGCCAUGGCCGCUGUCACUGUUGAGGACAUCGUCAAGCCCCGGCUGCCCACGCUGUCACCACAGAGGCUGACCCUCGUCUCCAAGGGGCUGUCGCUCAUCUACGGCAUCUCGUGCAUCACGGUGGCAGCCCUGGCGUCGCUGCUGGGUGGUGAGGUGCUGCAGGGUUCCUUCACUGUCAUGGGGGUGAUCAGUGGCCCGCUGCUGGGUGCCUUCGUCCUGGGCAUGUUCCUGCCAAUAUGCAGCACUGCCAACCACACCAUGGGCGUCAACCACACCAUCCUGCUGGGACCCCUGCCCCCCCGCCCAGAGCCUCUGCCACCACCACGGCCACCCAUCGUGGGAGAUUUCUACGCCAUCUCCUAUCUGUACUAUGGGGCGCUGGGGACCCUCACCACAGUGGUGGUGGGGGUCCUGCUCAGCUCCCUGCCAGGGCCAAGGAAGCAGACACGGCUACUCCCGGGUGUGCUGUGGUGG
Molecule: messenger RNA, 1563 nt
Organism: Mesitornis unicolor (brown roatelo)
Lineage: Eukaryota; Metazoa; Chordata; Aves; Mesitornithiformes; Mesitornithidae
Gene: SLC5A5
Product: solute carrier family 5 (sodium/iodide cotransporter), member 5
Biological process (GO): iodide transmembrane transport; sodium ion transport
Cellular component (GO): membrane
Molecular function (GO): symporter activity
Source: RefSeq, a predicted model, not a curated record